Molecule: messenger RNA, 1107 nt
Organism: Paramisgurnus dabryanus
Lineage: Eukaryota; Metazoa; Chordata; Actinopteri; Cypriniformes; Cobitidae
Source: RefSeq, a predicted model, not a curated record
UGCACAGUACUUGUAACUAAAAACUUUCCAGAGACUUUGAUACCACUUUAUUGCCCUGAAAAGACCCUGUAAAGUAAGAUUAUAUAAAGGUUACCCAGUGGUGGAAACAGAUUUUAUACCUGUUCUCACGGUACAAGCUGACACAGAUCUCAACAGCAGAAUGAAGAUUAUUGCCGUUAUUGGACUAAUCGUGAUUUUGGUCCAUGUUGGAAGCUCCUUGUUAAUUGGAGCGUUCAACAUCAAAUCCUUUGGAACCACAAAAGCAUCAAAUGCAACUCUGCUUGAUAUCAUUACCAAAGUUGUGCAUCGAUAUGACAUUUUAGUUAUUCAAGAGGUGAGGGACACUGAUCUUAGUGCAACUAAAAAACUGAUGCAAAGUGUUAAUGGAGGUUCCUCUGAAUAUCAGUACAUUGUUAGUGAGCCCCUGGGUAGAAGCACUUACAAAGAGAGAUACCUCUUCAUUUACAGGGAUAAGGUUGUGUCUGUGGCAAACAGUUUCCAAUAUGAUGACGGAUGUGAGCCCUGUGGAACUGAUACAUUCAACAGAGAACCUUUUGUUGUGAUGUUCUCCUCUAAUACAGCCGUCCAGAAUUUCGCCCUCAUUCCCCAGCACACAUCACCAGAAGUCGCUUCACAGGAAAUUGAUGCUCUGCAUGAUGUCGUCCUUGAAACCAAACAACAUUUGAACACAAACAACAUCAUGCUUUUGGGAGACUUCAAUGCCGGCUGUAGAUAUGUUUCGAAUGCAGAUUGGUCAAAAAUACGACUCCGCACAGAACCAAUGUACAACUGGCUCAUCUCUGACAGCAUAGACACAACUGUCACACACACAGACUGCCCUUAUGAUCGGAUUGUGGCCACCUCUGACAUGAUGAGUGCCGUGUCUCCUGGAUCUGCGCAGGUAUUUGACUUCAUGGAAGCUCAAGGAUUAAGCCAGAGUUGGGCCCUUGCAGUGAGUGAUCACUUCCCAGUUGAGGUCGAGCUGAUGUGAAACAGAUCAAGAUUGUUUUUAUGCGGCAAAUAAACAGUAGACUAAUACCUGAUGUUAAACGACGUGUGACAUUGUUCUACUUUUGAUGAAUAAAAACAAAUCACUUGCAUUGACAA